UUAAAUCACGAUUAGUGAUAUUAAUUACCUAAAAAUCAUUACAUUAAAAUAUAUAAAACUGGAUAGUUAGCAUUUCUAUCUAAAUAUAUAUUUCUAUCCCUAAAUAUAAUAAUGUAAUAAUACGUGGUAAAUUUAUUCCAAUUUGGUAGACUAAUAGUACGUAGUACUAUAUAUAUGGACUAAUUUGUUACUCAUUUCCUACCUACACUCACUCAUUGUCGUUGGAAAGUGGAAACGAUUAACUAGCUAGCUAAUAUGGAUUCUACAUUUUUGGCCACAGAAAGGUAUGCUGUUGUGAGUGGCGGGAACAAGGGGAUUGGGUAUGAAAUAUGCAAGCAAUUAAGUUCAAAAGGGGUAAAAGUUGUGUUAACUGCCAGAGAUGAGAAAAGAGGUGUUGAAGCUGUUGAGAAAUUACUGAAAGAGUCUAACCUUUCUCAUCAACAUGUCGUAUUCCAUCAACUUGAUGUCGUUGAUCCUGCUAGUAUUGCUUCUCUUGCAGAUUUCAUCAAAAUCCACUUUGGGAAGCUUGAUAUUCUAAUAAAUAAUGCAGGGAUUGGCGGAGUUAUGCUAGAUGCUGAUGCUUUUUCCAGAGAAUUUGAGCUUUCCGGUUGUAAAUGGCCCCAAAAAAAUUGGAAUGAAAUAAUUAUGGGAGAAAGCUACGAAAAGGCUGAAGAAUGCUUGAAAACGAACUACUAUGGUACAAAGGCAAUGGUUGAAGCACUUGCUCCACUUCUUCAACUGUCUGACUCACCCAGAGUCGUUAACAUUUCUUCUUUCCUUGGACAAUUGGAGAAUAUACCGAAUAAAUGGGCGAAACAAGUGUUAGGCGAUGAAGAAAAUAAUCUAACGGAAGAAGGGAUCGAAGAGGUUAUACGAGAGUUUCUUAAAGAUUUCAAAGAAGGUAUGUUAGAAGCAAAAGAUUGGCCAGUACAACUCUCGGCUUACAAAGUAUCGAAAGCUUCAAUGAACGCGUACACGAGGAUCUCGCCCAACAAGUACCCAAACAUUUGUAUUAACAGUGUUCACCCUGGCUAUGUCAAGACCGAUAUAACUUGCAACACUGGUGAAGUGAGUGUUACCAAAGGAGCUUUAGGCCCAUUGAGAUUGGCACUCUUACCAAAUCAUCAUUCUACUUCUGGCCAUUUCUUUUUCGAGGAACAACUCUUACCUUCUACUUUCUAAAUAUUAUAAUAAUUAACACUACACCACCCUAUGUUUAUUUAUGGGCCAUUUUCAAUAUAUAUUUAUAAGUUGUUAUUGCUUUUGGAGAAUAAAAACUACACACGCUUUAUUAUAAGUGUGAUCAUGAUGAACUUUAUUUUGUGUAAUAUUGUAAUGAAUUUCCAAUUUGUCAAGUUAUUAUGAAUGAUGAUA
Molecule: messenger RNA, 1374 nt
Organism: Cannabis sativa
Lineage: Eukaryota; Viridiplantae; Streptophyta; Magnoliopsida; Rosales; Cannabaceae
Product: short-chain dehydrogenase/reductase 2b
Exons: 5
Coding region: 256-1182 (308 amino acids)
Cellular component (GO): membrane
Molecular function (GO): oxidoreductase activity, acting on the CH-OH group of donors, NAD or NADP as acceptor
Source: RefSeq, a predicted model, not a curated record